Annulohypoxylon truncatum is the source of this 4289-nucleotide messenger RNA. RefSeq lists its product as uncharacterized. Gene Ontology annotation, cellular component: SAGA complex; SLIK (SAGA-like) complex. NCBI's taxonomy places the organism in Eukaryota, Fungi, Ascomycota, Sordariomycetes, Xylariales, Hypoxylaceae. The record is from RefSeq and is a predicted model, not a curated record. Gene Ontology annotation, biological process: regulation of transcription by RNA polymerase II. Gene Ontology annotation, molecular function: protein heterodimerization activity; structural molecule activity. The transcript is spliced from 3 exons. The coding region runs from base 254 to 3706 and encodes 1150 amino acids.
CUAAAACCUCACUUCGCAGACCUCACCCUUUGAACAUACGCGAAAUCGCCUUGAAUGCAACCCAUCGAGGCAUCACCAUCCUUAUCCAUUUUCCUUCCAAAAUUACUUCUCUCAUCUAAUUCGAUGUCGCUCUUUCUACCUAUGUCAAUUUAGGGGCUUCCGACGCCCUAAUUCAACAAGAAACGCGACUGUCUUUUCCUCCCGUAUGGCUACCGCCACCCGCCUAUCACUCUAACACGCCUACGAGGCUAUCAUGUCCAUCAUGAACGGCCAAAAUUCUUGGCCACCUCCACAACAGCAUCAUGUUGUAGGGAAGCGUCCUUUUCGCAAUAUUGAUGAUUCUACCACCGGAUCUAGCGAAGUUAUCGAUAAUUCCGCCGCGUCGGUGCCUGAGGCAUCUGAUAAUGAAGAGGAACGCCUCCGAGCUCACUUCGCCGAAUUGCGGCGAAAGAACGAGGCUAAGAUUGCGCUUUUGUAUGGCCCUGAUGGCGAACUUAACAACGAAAUUUUAGAAUCGUGGAGACGGCCUUCGACUCCCUCUUCCGCCCCUCCCCCGACUACUGAUCACUCCGCCAUACAAGAACGCCCCCCUAAAAGAGUUAAGAGAGUAAUCGACGAAGAUGAUUACGGAGAUGAUGAUGACGACGACGAUGACGACGAAGAUGAACCUGACACUAACUCUACCAAUCUAUCCUCCCUAAAGUCCAAAGCCGCCGCUGUCGCCGCUUCGAAAGCUCUCCCUUCUCCUUCCAAGUCAGGUAGUUCUCCUAUAGCUUCCGCGCCGUCGCCCGACAAGCUAUACGAUCGGGCGAAGGAAGAUGCGUCGCAGGGAUCGCAAGCAACGCAGGCGCAAGCCAACAAGUUGGAAGACGCGCGCAAGCAACUUGAAGAUGCGCGCAAAGAUACCGAGGAAGCUGCCAAGCGUAGCUUCUUUUCCGUAUUUUAUACCCUGGAGAACGAUCGAGCUGCUAUGCUAGAACAGCAACAGCUCGAGGAGUCGGAGAAACAGCUUCAAGCUGAAAUGGACAAGAAUACCAAUAACAAUGCCAGCGGAGCCACCUCUAGCGAAAACCAUGGGUCGCUUAGCAGCGCAAACCUGGGCGCGUCCAGUCUCACCCUUAAGCACCUCAUUGCGCGCAUAGAUAUGAAGCGCGACAUGGUGCGCGCAUCGGACGCUGAGUUGCGCUCUCUUAUGAAUGAAGUCCGCAAGAAUAGGAGCAAGUGGGCUAGCGAAGAGAACGUCAACCAGGAGGAGUUGUACGAAGCAUUAGAAAAGGUCUUAACUGAGCUUAAGGCGCAUACCGAAUAUUCCACCCCCUUCCUUCAAAGGGUGAACAAGAAAGAUGCUCCCGACUACUAUAAUUUCAUUAAACAGCCAAUGGACCUCGGAUCCAUGACGAAGAAGCUCAAAUCCUUAACUUACAAGUCCAAGGCCGAUUUCGUCACCGACCUCAACUUAAUCUGGGAUAACUGUCUACGUUAUAAUCAAGACAUGAAUCACCCGCUUAGGCGGAUGGCCAAUGGUAUGCGCAAGGAAGCCGAGAAACUCAUUCCCUUAAUCCCCGACCUGGUUAUUCGUCCCCGUGCCGAAGUUGAAGCCGAGGAGAGGCGUAAACAGAAUGGUGGUGACGAUGAUGGAGGCGAUGAUUCUGACGACGAGCCGAUAAUGUCGUCUCGCGGCCGAAUCGCCGGAGGUGCCAAAGGAACGAAGUCGAGAAAGACUCACUCUGACCAAAAGGAGGGGACACCUAACAUGGAACAGAAGCCGACGCUACAGUUAAACGGAUUAUUAGCAAAAGCUCAUCGUGAAGGCUCCGAACUAGACGGCAGCAACGGCUUUGGGACACCGCCCAUUGGUGGUUCUAUGACGCCUAGUGGGCUCAAUGGCCAUUCAGGCAUGGGUAGCAAUGUUGACGCUAUGGACAUUGAUGAUCCCGAACUAAAUGGAAUGGUGCUGGGACAGGCGUUGAACGAAGCUGCUCAGGAAGCCUACGAGGACGAGGAUUAUAAAAUCUGGAAGCAGGUGACCAAGAAAGACCGUGCUCUAAUUACCAAGGCGCGAUACCAGCUAUUUAACAAGAAUAAGCUAAACGUCGAUGAACCUGCAAUACUUCGAACCAGGGCUGGUAUGCGUCGCUACCUGCGUGACCGCCAAAAGGCAGAAGCCUUUGCAUCGGCCGGUCGUUCUCAGGAUUCGUCAGGUGCUACCAAGGAAAAGGCUUCUGAGACUCUCGCAGAGGGCAUGGAGGAAGAUGAAGAAAAAUGCCUCCCCUUUUAUUACGAGCCUCAAUGCAUUAUUCCCGAUAUCCCACCUAAACUCCAGUGGAUCGAGGACGAGGAAGGCAACGCCAUCAACCAGCACGAGGAAUUUCUCCAUACUCUACCACCGGGUUAUUUUACUGCUCCUAAGAGUGCCCUCUCCCAGAAAUUCGAUGCCAAUAUCCGGCAAAUGCAGGAAACAAGGAAGAUUUGUUCGAAGAUAGGGGUUAUAAAGCAGAUGCAGCUCCAGACUCAGGUUUACGCCAACCAGUUUCCAAAGUACAACCCAGAGCCGUUUUAUGAGCAGGAUGCUGAACCGCACGUCGUAUGUGGCGACAACAUUGUGAUGGCACCGCAGGUUUGCAGAGCAGGUCUGCAACGAUCCGUUGCAAAGAUCUUUUACCAUGCAGGCUUUGAAGAGUUUCAGCCGUCUGCGAUGGACGCCAUCACUGACAUCGCCGCUGAUUAUUUCGGGAAGAUUGUCACUACGUUCAAGAACUAUACGGAGAUCGAAAUGAAAGACCCGUCUCCAGAGUAUGUUCAACGUGGUUAUACAGCCCAACCCCGAUACAGCGACGAGGAGGCCUUACUACACACCUUGUCUGAAAUGGGCUACUCUAUUGAGGGUCUGGAGAGCUAUGCCAAGGAUGAAGUUGAGAGAUUCGGCCAUAAGCUCACUGGUAUCCACGAACGGAUGAAGGCACAUUUAGGCGAUCUGCUACGUCCUGCUGUGAUGGAAUCAGGAGGUCCGGACGGUGCCGCCGCGUUUGACGACGGGAGUGAACAGUUUAUCGGAGGUGACUUCGCUGAAGAACUGGGCGAGGACUUCUUUGGAUUUAAGGAACUUGGCCUCGCUGGUGAGAUGGGUGGCAUGCUCUCUGUUCCUCUCCAUCUCCUCCAGUCUAGGGUUCGCAACCAGUACCAGGUCCAGAACCCGACUCAAGGUCCUUCUGAUGCUGUCCUAUUCGAAGAUCUUGCUCCUCCCGACCCCGUUACCAAGGAGAACAUCCAGGAGCAAAUCGGACUUGUCAAGAACUUCUUCCUCGCUAAGCUGCACGCUAAUGGCGACACACCUUUGGUGGAAGAUGAAGACUUGCCUGUCAAGCAGCGAAGACCUCGACCGCGUCUUGGUGCAACUGGCAAGAUCGUGUCUCCUCAAAAGCGCCCUCCCAAGGAACAAAACGCCAUCAACAAAAAGAAAAAGAAAAUGGAAGCCCAGGCAGCCGAAGCCAGCAAGGCAGCAAAUCAGAGUCCUGAGAAAGGCGGUCCGAAGAAGGCAAAGAGUAUAUCUAUGCCGAAUGGAGGAACCCUACCAACGAACGUCGCUUCUCUGCCUCUCGCCCCGCCGAUGGAACGCGUCGGAAGUACACAGAGCCAAGGCAACAAUAGCCAGACGGAUAAGGAUGAUACCGGCAUGAUGAGCCCAGAGAGUAUAGAACGAGGAUAGGACCAAUUCUAUAACUCUGUAGGGUUCGCAACCUUUUUCGGCGCAUUUCAAUAAUUCUUACAAUCCCUAAUCUAUACCCUAUUGACGGGAUAUUAUUUUUUACCUUAUUUUCAUUUCCCUCUGGACCUAGGCAGGGGGGAAGGCGUGCGGCUUAUCGUGGUGGUAUGGGGGCGUUUUCUGGGAGGGAUGUCUACGAAUACCUAUUCCUCCGUGCAUGGCGGGCAUUACUCCCUAUUUUCAUUGGCUUUUCCUUUUCUUCGCUAAUGAUGCUUGGCACGAUUUGCAUAUAACCGGAUGGACGGGACGAAGGUCGACGAGGGAGACAGGGCGGCAUAUGGAUAAGUCUGUCACGGGUUGAGGAUUGAUAGGAAACCCGAGACGGCUACGUUCCACUUCAUACCAUGUACAUAACUCCUCCCUUCCGCGCACACGCACGAAACCCCCCUUUCAGUCCUACCUUCAUGGACAUAGCGCUACGAGCUAUAUGUAUUCAAUAGAACCCUACUGAAUUCAUCCAUGAUUGGUUCGAAUACCAUUAUGCGCUUUGUCAAUAUGAGUGAGAGACUCUUCACUAGCAAGUAAA